Rhagoletis zephyria (snowberry fruit fly) is the source of this 4684-nucleotide messenger RNA. It is a transcript of the gene Rif1, whose product is annotated as Rap1 interacting factor 1. NCBI's taxonomy places the organism in Eukaryota, Metazoa, Arthropoda, Insecta, Diptera, Tephritidae. Gene Ontology annotation, cellular component: chromosome, telomeric repeat region; nucleus. Gene Ontology annotation, biological process: telomere maintenance. The record is from RefSeq and is a predicted model, not a curated record.
UGUAUGUUUGGCGCGCUAAAAUUUAAUGUGCUUGGCAGCAAAGUUUAUCUUGUGAAAUGGAUUCUACCUUGGGACGUGGGUUUUAUGAGGUAUAUUGUUCCUCUAAAGAAAUACUGAAGAACAAACAAAGGCAUUUGUUUUGUAAUAUGUUGGAUCUUUUAUCCAACACCAGCAAGAGCACCCCAUCGCCAGUGAUUGCGAAGAUAAUACCUUCUAAUGAUUUAAUUCGCUUUUGGGUAGAUGAUGUAUUACCUUUAGUUUUCGACGAAGAUCUGUCGAUACAAGGCUGUGCUGUAUCUGCUUUGGAGCAAGGGUUAUCGACAUUAGAAAUUGGAAAUAUUCACAGCCAUAAAGAAUGGAAUAAUGUUAAAAACUCGAUUGUUAAGGAAUAUGCUUGCAAAAUACAUCGAUUGAGGGAAACCCGGAACCAAUACUGGAAUCGUGUUUGGUGUAUACUGAUUCGAUUGCUUGAUCGGGAGAUUUUAAAGAGCGCCAGCACUAUAAACUUAUUUUUGUCCAUUGUUGAGCUUGGAUUCCGAAGCCCUGAUAAUAAUGUACGUGCAGAAGCUUUUACAUGUUGGCAUCUUCUUAUUCAAAUUUUCGCUACUCAUAAUCAAUUGUCGUCACCAAAAAGGCUAAAAUUAGUUUGCAUACCUCUUAAAUCGUCGCAGUCAAAAACUCCAUACGUAGCAGCCGUAAAGUUGCGAAUCUGGUGGUUCUUGAUCACAUGCUUGGGUCCACAGAUAGAAGAGCAUUUUGAAAAUGUUGUUGAAGCAUUUCUUAUAUUCUGCUUCGGAUUGGAAUCGAAAAGCACACCUGGCGUAUGUCAGCAAUACGUAACAAUACGUGAAAUGGCAUUGACAUGUUUAGCUUCCAUCGUAACCACAGAGCAAGACGACUUUCUGCACAGACUAUUACAGGAGUAUGAGAUGGAAUCAUGUAAACGAACACCAUACAUAAACUCUAAUAUUAUUGAUAAACAUUGGAAGUCAAUAUUAUAUGCUGUACUAGAAGCUACAAGUUUGGUCAUCGAAAGUGAAAAACAGAGUGAUAUUGAGGAUCGACUGUUAAAUGUGAUCAUUAAAAGUACAACUUUAAUAGUGACUAGGGGUGAUAUGGCCCCAUUAUAUGAGUAUUUUUGUUCUGGUUUAGGGCAAAUUAUGAUAAAAAGUUGCCGGCCGAUGAUAAUAGUCGCCAACGUGAUUGCAACCGAAGGACUUCGUUUUUCACAUUCAUUACUUAAUUUUGAUAAUUAUGCGAAAAUAUUAAAUUGCUUGAUAAAAUUUUUGACAUUAAUUCGCGAAACGGUAGAUGCUGUUACUAUUCAGCAUUGCACUACCAGAAUUUCAAAUUUAGAAUGCUUUCUACCAAAACGUCUUUGUUGGCGUGCGGUGGAGGUCAUAGCUGAUUAUUUCUUCAAAAUGCCAAACGAUGAGGGUUUUGAAUAUUUUGAAGUAAAAUUCUUAAUAUGGCGCGAUAUUUCAUCAGAAAUGGUGAAUUAUAUACGUCAUAAUACAUUUGGUCGAUCUGCUGAAGAAUUUAUUGACGUGUUAAUAUCAUGGAGCUUAUGGCCUCUACGUAUGAUAAUAGAAUUUACUGGACGCCGGGAAAGUUCUAUUUUUGAUGAACAUUUUUAUUUGCUAUGGCACAACUUGCUUCAACUGACGGAGAGCACAAGUGGUAGAACACAACAUUUAUUAGACGUGGGCGAAGUUUUAAAGGCCUGUCUAAAAUCUGGUUAUAAAUUGGGAGUUUUCAUCCAUCUUUUUAAUGCAUAUUCGGAAGAAGUAAUGAAACAUGAUUAUCGUGGCUUUCCUAUACUCUACGAGCGAUUAUUUUCAAUUUUGUGUGAAGUAAUUCAGAAGAAAGUACCCCAAAAAGAGAAGGAAAAACUUCUUACACUGUUAAGAUGUGUUCUGCAUGGUUUAAAAUCUCCAGAACAGAGCUCGUUGAUGCAGACAAUCAAAUCCACACUUAAACAUUUCUUACGCAGUUCAUCAAAAGGAGGAGUCGGCUCGAAGUUUUUUGAGGAGUGGAAGCAAUCUAUUAUAAAUAUAGCUCGUUCUUCUAUGGAUAGAAAUUAUAUAAAUAUGGUUACAGAAUUAUUUAAGGAUGAUGUAUAUGUUAUAAUUCCAUCAGUAUGGAGCCUGAAACCAGAGAAAUUGACUGAUAGACAAAAAGAACGUUUAGCUGAGAAAAAUAAUAUUCCAGCAUUAUAUAAUGACAUGAGUCAGUCGCAGGAUUCAUUAAUAAAACCUUGGACUCCGAAGAAAUUAGUAAUAGCCAAGGAAGAUCAAAAUGAAAUUGUUAUAGAGGGUUCAAAUAAUAGGCAAAAGGAGGGUAACACGAAUGUGGCGGAAUGUUCCCAAAGUGGCGUUUCGUUUAGCUUACCAAAGGCUUGCUUAGACAUGGCUUCAAGUAAACGGAAUGUAGAAGAAAAGUUCUUAACAUCGAUGAGCACUAACAAAGAAAAUGUGCAAGACGUUCAUAGCAACAACGCAGAUAAAUUACUUGAGCUACAAACGACUGAAGCGAAUCCGAAUACAUUCUCUGCUGCUGUACAACAAAUUAAAAAAAACGAAAAUUCACAGCAGACACGCGAGCUCGAUGAUGACUGCUUGAAAACAAAUCUGACAAAUACAAAAGGGACAAGUGCAUUAAAUCCCGAAUUAUUGCAGGAAUCACCCAAAGGUAUACCUGAUGAUGCACCGAAAGUUAUUUCCAAUGAUAUUCGUCAUGACCAAAACUUGGAUGGUAUUCAGAGUAACAAAUUGGACUUGCCGAAUACUUCCUCUGCUUUAGAAGCACUAAAAGAAAUUUCUCCCAAAAAGUCGUCUACGAAAAACUCUCUCUUGCUAUCCCCACCUGAUCGCAAAUUAACAAAUAACAACAGCAGUCCGAAAUUACGUCCUAAACCACCGGCACACCUAACUGGACGAGGAGCGCAAUUGAUAAACAUGAUACGUAAUAGAAAAAUAGAUGCACAAUCUCCACAAACUCCGAUGCCAAGGUUGUUUGUGGCCAAGAAUGAUAGCAUGGAUCGCUCGUUAUCGGAUGUGGAUGUAAUAGAGCAUACAUCAACACCGCUGCAAGCUAAAGAUAUUCUAACAUUUACUAAACGGCUCCCUUCUCCCUCUGCCAGCCCUUCAACUAGCAUUUUGAAACGAAGUCUUCGCAGAGAUAGCCUUGAAGAAAUAGCUUUGGACUCACCAGCUUGCAAAAAGAAAAGAGUUAGUUUUCAUGACCCUCCAGUCUCAGUUACCAAGGAAUAUAUUAAGUAUAAUGAUGAAAACAAAACUAAACCUAAACGUUGCCUUAUUAUGGACAAAAUUCAAUCGAGUGCUGAGAGAGCCUCAGAAAAUAAAUAUACUCUAAAGCGGCGAAGUAAACUUGACAGCAUUAUUGAAAUCGAGAAAUUUGCAUCUCAACAAUCUAACAAAGCACAAGAUCUACCUACUAAUUCCGAGGUUCAAUCGGAAGAUUUGGAUGAUGACAUGGAUAUUGUGACGGAUGAAAAUAAACCUAGCGAGAAAUUUGCAGCAGAAGAACUUUCUCAUAAUACCUAUGAUCAAGCAACGGUGGAUAUUAGUAUUGACUUGGGAUGUUCGAAUAAUCUACUUGAAAUAGCGAUUCAUAGAUAUACAUUGGAAGAACUAUUAGAAAAAUAUUUAGAAUCUGCAAGUAAUUCAAAACUAAAGUGCUAUAAUACAAUGGCGAAAAUGAUAUCGAGAGGAAUGAGUGGCGAAGCUAAAAUAAAAGAAAACGUCCUCGAAGCUCUUUCAGAAAAUCACUCUAAGGAUUUCCUAGAUCAUGCAAUAAGAGAAAAUCUUGCAUCAGUGGUAUGCGAUCGAUUAAAUUUACCCUCUGUUAUUGAAUACGUAUGUGAAAAAUCAAAAAUCAAUACGUCUUGCAGAGCAAAUUUGUUUUCGCAGAUUCCGGAUAUCUUAAAACAUUGUAAACAAGACGCUGAGCGCUUAAAACUUAUACAUACACUAUUGAGUAAUAUCACUUUAAAAGAUACCGACCUUUUGGAUUUGAUCAAUAUUUUGUUACGUCAACGAUCUAUGGAAAAAAACAGUUCAGUAACAGUAUCAGAAGCAGCAAUAGAUUCUUCAUCAAACCUUUAAUAUAUCACAUGCAUUAUGUAUUUAAAUAAUUGUAUCAUACAAGAAUGUUCUUACGUUAUAUAUGUCUAUAUAUGUAGAUUGAGGAAAAUACAAUUUCUUAGUAUGACCAAAAAAUCCUACUUGUGGUUGGCGAAGUCUCAAAUGUACCAAUCAAAUUUAACGAAAAGUUCAGCUUCAUCAUACACUUUUUAAGUUAAAUUUUUACAUACAUAUGUGGGCAAUUCUCAAUUAGUUCGAACUUUCGCAUGAUUCGACAGUUUUUAUUCGGUCACACAAUUUUCGCUGGUUUAUUAACAAACAUCAGUAGCUCGUUUCUGUAACAAUUUUCUACCAAGGCGAAUUGAGAUAUGAAUUCGCCGCCCUGUUCUCUACUGCUAAUGAGUAGUAGAGAAUGACGUAUAUUCUCUACCAGUAGAUAAAUAAUCGGUAGAGAAGAGUUACAGAAGCGAGCUACAGGUUACAUAUCAGUGUUCGUAUGUCAGGAAGCUGGCUUUAGUAUAGUGCGGCAUUGCCUUUGCCCAGCAAACACAGUUAGUCUGACGUUAGAGAAAUUUGGA